AUGGCAUCAACAUCAUCAGCUGGAACAAUUACACCUAAACUUCAUGUUUUACAAUAUGAUUAUGUAUGUGAUGUAGUUGAAAAACGUAAACCACAUCGUGAAGCUCAUUUAUCUUUUAUUGGUAAACAAGUUGAGAAUGGAAAUGUUCUGUUAGGUGGUGCUGUCGGUAGUCCACCAACAAGUGCAUUAAUUAUUUUUCGUAAUUUAACAUCAAAUGAAAUCGAACAAUUUGCAAAACAAGAUCCUUAUGUUAUCAAUGGUAUUGUUACAAAAUAUACAGUAAAACCAUAUAUGGCUGUCGUUGGUGAUAAUUUAUUAAAUGAUGAUCUUAUUAAAAUUUAA
This is a messenger RNA of Adineta steineri, 342 nucleotides long. NCBI's taxonomy places the organism in Eukaryota, Metazoa, Rotifera, Eurotatoria, Adinetida, Adinetidae. The record is from the annotation of a GenBank genome assembly.